Molecule: messenger RNA, 972 nt
Organism: Trypanosoma grayi
Lineage: Eukaryota; Euglenozoa; Kinetoplastea; Trypanosomatida; Trypanosomatidae
Product: putative RNA-binding protein
Exons: 1
Coding region: 1-972 (323 amino acids)
Source: RefSeq, a predicted model, not a curated record
AUGCAGCCAAACACAGCGAGCACUGGUGCUGAUGCAUCCCCGCUGCUGUGGAACGCCACCAAGGAGCUCCAGGAGGGCUUCAACGGUCACCGUUGUUCUCUUCCGUACCUACUCGGUGUCGCGCACAAUCUCCAGCGCACGCUCGAGGAUACGCGCCAGACGUACAACAACGCUAUUAAGCAGCGCGACGAGGCCCGCGCUAAGCUUAUCGCGGCACAGAACAGCCUGGCGGCGAUGGAACGCGUUGUGGGGCAGUAUGCCACAGUGAAGGAUCCAGUUGUGGCGUCCGACGGCUUCACAUACGAGAAUGUCUCGAUUUGCGAGUAUCUCAGCGAGUGUGCUAGUACCAACACAAAGGCGUACUCACAACUCACAAAGGAGGAGCUUUUAGAUGUGGUGGUGCCCAACCAGACACUGCGUCGCCUCGUCCACAUGCUUCAGCUGGUCCGCACCAGCGAGGUGCCGCCGGUAUCGCAGCGUAGCCCCAUCCCAGCCUUCGCCCCGCAACAGGGCGACGCGGCUGCGAAGAGCGGCACCAACGGCCUCAACUGGGCGGAUGAGGAGGCGGACCCCGGUGCGGCUCCUCUCCGCGUGGCAGAGUUGGAGGCGACACUCGUGAAUGCAGCUAACGCUGGCAGCCUCAAUGUCUCACAAAGCAGCGUUACUGCAGCCACCGCCCCAACCAGCAAUGGUGCACCAACACGCCGGUGGGAAAACCGACAACAGCAGCAGCAGCAGAGCGGUGGUUACAGCAGCAAGAGCACCGGCAAAAAGCACCCCUGUCUCCGUGUGUACGGGCACUGUAACUNAAAGCAGCGUUACUGCAGCCACCGCCCCAACCAGCAAUGGUGCACCAACACGCCGGUGGGAAAACCGACAACAGCAGCAGCAGCAGCAGCAGCAGAGCGGUGGUUACAGCAGCAAGAGCACCGGCAAAAAGCACCCCUGUCUCCGUGUGUACGGGCACUGUAA